Messenger RNA from Aspergillus calidoustus, 2314 nucleotides. Lineage: Eukaryota; Fungi; Ascomycota; Eurotiomycetes; Eurotiales; Aspergillaceae. The record is from the annotation of a GenBank genome assembly.
CUCAAAGCAUCACUACAAUCGUGGAUGCAGACAGUGAUAUGCUGCGGAAAGACUAUUGAUGCUCUUGGUAGUAAGAUUGUCCCUUGUAUAGAUACGAUUGAGAGGUAAUGGACGAGUCUCGGCCUACACAGCCCACGCCGCCGGGGUCAAAGCGGCCCACGGCCUGCGUGCAAUGCCAGAAGCACAAGGUCCGAUGCGUGUUACCGGGCAGAAAACCGCCAUGCCAUCGAUGCCUGGGGAAGCGCCUGCCAUGUGUAUUCAAGAAGGAUCCAACAUAUCCGCUGCCAUCCUCUGAGAAUAGGUUACUGAGCGCCCUACUAGCUGACUUGGAAACCCUCCAAUCUGCCGUGAAUGAGCUACGUGCGGCUGGUGACCUCCCAGAUUUGCCGGCGUUGCAGUCUACAGCCGCGUUGGGGGGAUUACGAUCAGGUUCAAAGCUGCCAGAGGAUUCUCGAUGCGAGGAGCAAUAUAUUUCAGGUGCUGCGAGCGCCGAACUGAUAGACAAACACCCCGAAGCACCAAGUCGAGAUGAGACCACCGCGACGCAACCACCCAUCCAGUCCCUGUAUCAGAUUACGCACCUGCGAAGUCUACGAUCGCAGGGACUGGUAUCUACGGAUGAGACGACACACCAUGGCCACGAGGCGGACGACUUGAUAUCGCGAAAGACGCUAAGUAUGGCCGAUGCGAAAAUGCUGGUUAACCGCUAUUUGAGAAAGACGGACCAUUACCUCUACGGGAUAGCCAGCGAGUAUAAAAACCUGAAGGAGAUACGACAGGCGUCGCCACUGCUUCUAACAGCAAUUCUGACAGUAGAGGCGCUGCAGAGGUCUGAAAGUGAGCAGUUAUACCGCGUCUGCUAUGCGGAAUUCCGAAACCUCAUGGCGGAUUUUCUCUUCUCUCAUUCGAUUUCUUUGGAGGACCUUCGAGGCCUGUGCAUUGCCUGCUUCUGGCUAAGCGAUAUAUCGUGGUCAAUAUCAAGCGUCGCGAUCCGUCGUGCGGUCGAGCUGGAGCUCCACAAGUCUUUCCCAAUGGCCAUUGACGCGCUCAAAAGCCAACAACAGUCACCGGAUACUCUUGAUUCUCGGACUAAGAAACUAGUCGACAGUGUACGAAUAUGGCAUCUCCUAUACAUAUGCGAUCAACAUUUGGCGAUCCUUUAUGGCCGGCCCCAUAUAAUGCGAGAAGACGAAGGGAUUCAAAACUGGGCUCUUUAUCUCGCUAUUCACCGCAACCCGACAGACAUCCGAAUCCUCAGCCAGGUGGCCCUGCUUCAGAUCCUGCGAUCUGUCUCGGAGACAUUUGGCCAGGAUUCAAAGCGGCGUGUACCCGUCCUCCUCAAACCGCAAUUGGAUGCGUUCUUGCAGCAGAUUGAUCAGUGGGUUAAUCAUUGGCUGGGUAUUAGCCAGGACCACCCGAUUAUAGGCGCAUACCCAAGCAAAGCAAUUAUGCUCCACCACCACUUCUCCAAGCUCCUCGUCUCGUCGCACGUCUUCCGCGGAAUUGGCCGCUAUCCGAUUCAAGAUCCCCUCCCCGUUGAAUUUCAAGGCCUAGCCUCGGUAGCAAUCGACUCGGCAAGGGCGGUGCUAGAAACGACCGUCACGGACCCAGAUAUCCUCGACGCCUUUGUGGGCAUCCCGCACUACUACCAGACGAUGAUUGCGUUUGCCUGUUCGUUCCUACUGAAGACGGCCAAGGUUUAUCGACACCAAGUUUCUCUCAAUAGUACAUCUGUCAUUGGCGCGAUCACGCCCGUGAUUGAUCUCUGUCUUGGCGCGAAUUGCACUUCGUACCAUCUCGCUCAUUGGAUUGGGCGUGGGCUUCGCACGCUGCUUAAUGAUUAUAUCAAAUGGUUGGAGCACGAGGGCGCGAGGGAUCAGGGCUUGGACCCUAGAUCUCAAGGGCAAUCUCGGAAUCUACCAGCCGCUCGCUCGACAAGCGCGCACAUGGACGUUGAUGGUAGCAAUGGCGCUUGGGGACCGAUCCUGCCCAAUGACUACGGCGAGAACUUGUUAUCGUCGACCCUGUACGAAUCUGUGCAGCCGGACCUGGAGACCAACAUGUUUGGCUUCCCGUGGGACCCGUCGAUAUCGUUUGCCUCGCUUGAGCAUAUGGGGCUGGGGCUGCUGUAAUACUAGUACCGGCAUCCCCGGGUUAGUCAAGUAGGCAUAAACCUGGCCCUGCCUUGUAACUUGCGGCUUUAUAGUUGGCUGGUUCUGUACAUUUCGAUUAGGGUAUAAAGCAAAGAGGAGUAACCCUUUAAUUUCCUUCCGACGGCAAACGUCUCUUAUUCUAUUUCCUGAUCUAAUAAAGC